Molecule: messenger RNA, 1067 nt
Organism: Salvia hispanica
Lineage: Eukaryota; Viridiplantae; Streptophyta; Magnoliopsida; Lamiales; Lamiaceae
Product: DEAD-box ATP-dependent RNA helicase 52C-like
Molecular function (GO): ATP binding; nucleic acid binding; RNA helicase activity
Source: RefSeq, a predicted model, not a curated record
UCAAACACACAGCUAUGUCCUCGCCAUGGUUCGCCGAUCCGGCACCCGGCUUCGGUCCCUCCCAUCUCGCAGACAAGUUCGACGAGCUGGAUGUUGGCGAAGAAGAGAAAGGCAGCGUGCCUGUGGAGGCCGAAGGGGUGGACAUUCCGCCGCCGGUGACGUCAUUUCAGGAGAUGAGAUUCUCGGCCAAGUCCUUGAACGACAACAUACGGCGCUGCAACUACGUGAAGCCGACCCCUAUCCAGAGCCACGCCAUUCCGGUCGCCAUGAUCGGUAGGGAUUUGAUGGCGUGUGCUCAGACGGGAUCUGGGAAGACUGCCGCCUUCUGUUUCCCUAUUAUCAACGCUAUUGUGGUUGAUAAGACGCGGAUGACCAUACGCCGUAUUUCCGCCGGCGCUACGGCUUUCCCUGUCGCGCUCAUUCUGGCUCCCACUAGGGAGCUGUCCUGUCAGAUUGAUGAGGAGGCCAAAAAGUUUUCGUAUCAAACUGGAGUCAAAGUGGUGGUUGCUUAUGGUGGAGCUCCUAUUUUUCAACAGUUGCAAAAUCUGGCAAGGGGUGUGGACAUCUUGGUUGCUACUCCAGGCCGACUUGUAGACCUGAUCGAAAGAAGGCGAGUGUCCCUUAAGAAUGUCAAGUAUUUGGCAUUGGAUGAAGCUGACAGGAUGCUUCAUAUGGGCUUUGAACGCCAAGUGCGCAGGAUUGUUCAGCAGUCGGGGAUGCCUCCACCAGGUGCAAGGCAGACUAUGCUUUUCAGUGCAACAUUUCCAGCUGAAAUUAAGAGGCUUGCAUCAGAUUUUCUAUCCAACUACAUAUUUCUAGCUGCUGGAAAGGUUGGUUCUAGCACCACUCUCAUUAUUCAAAGAGUUGAAUAUGUCCCUGACAUGAAGAAACGAGAGUAUCUGAUUAAUCUUCUCACUUCCCAAAUCACUGAGGGUGCUGGUUUGACACUGAUCUUUGUAGAGACGAAGAGAGGAGCAGAUGCACUGGAACGUUGGUUGUGCAGGCAAGGUUACCGCUCCGCUGCUAUCCAUGGCGACAAAGUGCAAGUGGAGAGAGAGCGUGCAUUG